Molecule: messenger RNA, 924 nt
Organism: Melanotaenia boesemani (Boeseman's rainbowfish)
Lineage: Eukaryota; Metazoa; Chordata; Actinopteri; Atheriniformes; Melanotaeniidae
Gene: haus2
Product: HAUS augmin like complex subunit 2
Exons: 7
Coding region: 146-796 (216 amino acids)
Biological process (GO): microtubule nucleation; spindle assembly; centrosome cycle
Cellular component (GO): HAUS complex; centrosome; mitotic spindle microtubule
Source: RefSeq, a predicted model, not a curated record
AAGAAGAAGAAGAAGAAGAAGUGACGUCAAUUGGCGGGAAAACCUACGGAAGUUCUGGUUUGUUUAUCUCUAUGUUAAACCGAUGGAGGUUCUGGAUUAAGGUCCGGGGAUUCUGCUCUGUGGUUCGAGGGUCGACCAGGACUGGAUGGUGAUGCAUCAGUGGGAUUUGGCUCCGUUCUACGUGACUCCUGCUGCCAGCCUGCUUUCCAGAUGUGUCUCUGUAGGAGCUGCAUCCCAGGAGGAAAUAGACCCCACCCUCUCUCACCCAAGCCCCACCUUCUCCUUUCACCUGGAGGAAGCUGAGGAGCGAAUCAGAGUGCAGAAACUGCUGGAUGAGCUACACCUGCAGUUGGAGCUUCUGAAGGCAGAUAUGCAGAGCGCCGAUGUUGCCCACGUUUUCCACCUCGCUCGGAGGAAUGAGAAGCUGCAGACGUUUGGAGGUCACCUUGUGGUCCUCCUGAAGGAGCAGAGGAGCCUGAGGCAGAGACUGAUGAGGCCGCUGGUUCGCACCAACCUGCCUGUCCUGGCUCACAUGCACAGGUUUGUGGUGGACUCCUUCAAGCUAAUGAUGGACUUCAUAGAGUGUCUGGAAGUGAAGCUGAGAUCUGCCCGGAAAGAGAACACCACCACAGACUGCCUCGCUCUGCUGGAUACCUCCCACACCCUGCUCCUGACGCUGGCUGCUGAGGCAGAGAUGUUGUCCAACAGGAUUCUUCAGUGGAGGGCAGUCGGCAGCAGCCAGGUGACCUCUGAGCCUCCUCCUCCUCCCCCUGGACCAACGGACUGUGGUCUUUAGAAUGAACUUGGUUCUUGUUUCUGGACCAACGGGCUGUGGUCUUUAGAAUGGACUUGGUUCUUGGUUCUGGACCUUCACUGGUUCCCAAACUGACUGUUUUAAGAACUGUAAUAAAGAUAGAUUCCUGA